Gordionus sp. m RMFG-2023 is the source of this 540-nucleotide messenger RNA. RefSeq lists its product as uncharacterized. The transcript is spliced from 4 exons. The record is from RefSeq and is a predicted model, not a curated record. NCBI's taxonomy places the organism in Eukaryota, Metazoa, Nematomorpha, Gordioida, Chordodea, Parachordodidae. Bases 41 to 367 code for a protein of 108 amino acids.
UUAUAUCUUUUUUCCAAUAAUAAAUUAAUUUUUUGUGGAAAUGAAAUUCUAUUUGGUAGCACUCUUUUUGUUAGUUUGUUUCGCGUAUAACAACGAUGCUUCAUCCGACGAUAAUUCUACUUCGGUAGUCGGAGUUGCCAGGGUAGCGGAAAUAACCGAAAUACCAGGAAUAAACGGAGAAAGCUCACGUUAUAUAGGACCUCUCCAAUGUUGGCCCAGGAAAUAUUACAAUUGUUUUGCAAUCUAUUGCCCUUACUAUAUGAGACACUAUGAUUAUUUUAGACAUUGCUGGAGAUGUUACUAUAACUACUAUGCCAAAGCUGAUAGUGAGGAGACUGUUGCUCUUAAUGAUACCCAAACGCAAUGAACUCAUCUUUGAUGAUAAAAAUUUGAAAUAUUAUACUUGUAUAAAUUUUCUUACUUUGGUUAAGUUCUUUUAUAAUAAAUCAUGUUAAUCAAAAAUAAAAGGUUAUAAUCUGUUUAAACAAUAAAUUUAUUUACGAAACAUAAAAUAAAGGUAAAUACGAGGUAUUGUUAUAA